Molecule: messenger RNA, 837 nt
Organism: Botrytis porri
Lineage: Eukaryota; Fungi; Ascomycota; Leotiomycetes; Helotiales; Sclerotiniaceae
Exons: 3
Coding region: 1-837 (278 amino acids)
Source: RefSeq, a predicted model, not a curated record
AUGAGUGUCAUCAAGAACGUAGCUAUCACCGGUGCCGCCGGUGCCCUUGGCAAGCCUAUUCUGAAAGCCCUCGUCCAAUCCAACAAAUUCAACAUCACAGUCCUCACUCGCUCCACAUCCACCUCAUCCCACACCUACCCCUCAAGCGUGACUGUCCUCCCCGUAAACUUUGAUUCCAUCCCCUCACUCACAGCCGCCCUCCAAUCACAGAAAAUCGACGCCAUAGUCUCCAGCGUCGGAGUCGAUGGUCUUCUUGGCCAAAAACUCUUAAUCGACACUGCCCUCGCCGCAGGCGUAACCCCCGUAUGUUCUCAUCUCGAGGCCGUUGCUGCCAAGAAUCCCAGUUUUACAUAUACAUAUAUUCGCAACGGCGCAUUUCUCGACUGGGGACUCGAGUACAAUUUCAUUCUCAACAUAUCGUCUGGAAAGCCAUCUAUUUACGAUGGAGGCGACAAGCUAUUCAGUGCCACUACCCUCGAGACCAUAGCUCAAUCCGUCGUAGCUGUUCUCACCAAAUUUGAAGAAACGAAAAAUCGUGCCUUGUACAUUCAAGAUUUGCAAACAUCUCAGAAUCGUCUUUUGUCAAUUGUAAAGAAGAUUUCUCCAGAGAAGAAAUGGGAAGUCGUUCCGGUGGAGACGGCUGAUAUUAUCAAGUCUUCAGAUGAGAAGCUUGCCAGGGGGGAUGUUACCAUGGAGGUUAUGGCCGGAUACAUUAUUGCUUGGAUUUUUGGAGAGAGAUUGGAGUCGGAUUGGAAAAAGACGGAUAAUGAACUGUUGGGUUUGAAGGAGAAGACCGUUGCUGAGUUGGAAGCUAUUGUGAAGAAGUAUGUCAAGUAA